ACGUGAACUUUGCUGUAAUUACCGUGUCAUCACGACUGAACACAAAAAAAAUAGAGGACAAAAUUGUAUUGCUGAAACUUUUCGUUCUUGGAAAAGUGCAUUAAUAUUAAUUCAAGAACACAAAAUGGAGCCUUUAGUAGUGAACCAGCCUGUUGUUAUUGACAAUGGCUCUGGGGUUAUAAAAGCUGGCUUUGCCGGAGAGCACAUUCCAAAGUGCCGGUUUCCAAAUUACAUUGGGCGGCCCAAACAUGUACGAGUAAUGGCUGGAGCUCUGGAGGGCGAUAUAUUUGUUGGCCCUAAAGCAGAGGAACAUCGCGGCCUGCUAAGCAUACGUUACCCAAUGGAGCAUGGUAUUGUGACUGAUUGGAAUGAUAUGGAACGUAUUUGGGGUUACAUCUAUAGUAAAGAACAAUUAUCAACGUUCACGGAGGAUCAUCCAGUUUUGCUAACGGAAGCACCGCUAAAUCCUAGAAAAAAUCGAGAAAAGGCAGCUGAAUAUUUUUUUGAAGGUAUAAAUGUACCCGCGCUUUUUGUAUCAAUGCAAGCCGUCCUCAGUCUCUAUGCUACAGGCCGCGUGACGGGAGUUGUGCUCGAUUCGGGGGAUGGCGUUACUCAUGCAGUUCCCAUUUACGAAGGUUUUGCAAUGCCUCACAGUAUUAUGCGUGUCGACAUUGCUGGACGAGAUGUAACACGUUAUUUAAAAACUCUGAUAAGAAAGGAAGGCUUUAAUUUCCGGUCAACGGCAGAAUUCGAAAUUGUUCGUUCCAUCAAAGAAAAGUUAUGUUAUUUAGCGACUAACCCGCAAAAGGAGGAAAGCGGAGAAACAGAAAAAUUUGCAUAUACCUUACCCGAUGGCAAAACGUUAGAGGUUGGGCAGGCAAGGUUUAGAGCACCAGAAGUUCUAUUUCGGCCUGAUCUGCUUGGUGAAGAAUGUGAAGGCAUUCAUGAUGUACUUAUGUAUGCCAUCGAAAAGUCGGAUAUGGAUCUCAGAAAAAUGUUGUACCAAAAUAUUGUAUUAUCUGGUGGGUCAACUCUAUUUAAAGGAUUUGGCGACCGUCUGCUAUCGGAAUUAAGAAAACACUCAGCAAAGGAUCUAAAAAUUAGAAUUGCUGCACCACAAGAACGUUUAUAUUCUACGUGGAUGGGAGGUUCUAUUUUGGCUUCGCUAGAUACGUUUAAGAAAAUGUGGAUUUCAAAACGAGAGUAUGAGGAGGAAGGACAACGAGCCGUACAUAGAAAGACGUUUUAAAUAGCGAGCUAUAUACUGAGUGUAUUCAUUACUAUAAGCUAAUGCUUUGGAUUAAGUGCUGAACUGAAUGCAAACUAUUGUAUUCAAAGUUAAGAACAAAAGCAAAAAAUAUAAACCUGUACUGUGAAAUUUAAAUUUAUUAAUAUAAUUUAAAAAUAAUUAAAACUAUUAUUAAUUUAUUAGCAUCGCUUGAUUGUAUUAUAACUAAAAGUAUAACAACAUGAAUCCAGAGCGUAGGCAUUACAGUUUUUAUUGAGUGCCCCCACGAAAUAAAAUAUGUAAAUGUUGUAAAAGACUUAAAUAAUAGGAAUACUCGUCUAAAAGGAUUUAAUUAAAUUGCUUAUUCAGUAAAUCGA
This is a messenger RNA of Ceratitis capitata (Mediterranean fruit fly), 1605 nucleotides long. RefSeq names its product actin-related protein 1 (gene Arp1). The record is from RefSeq and is a predicted model, not a curated record. The coding region runs from base 125 to 1249 and encodes 374 amino acids. NCBI's taxonomy places the organism in Eukaryota, Metazoa, Arthropoda, Insecta, Diptera, Tephritidae. The transcript has 7 exons.